AAACGUCUUCUCACAUCUGAGAAUCGAAACUGCAAUGGAGACAGCUUUAUUUUUUUUUUCCACUUCCUUAAUCCCUGUCAGCAUCAGACACACCCUGGUACUUUUCAGCCGCGUGAGCUGGUACCAAGGUAGAAGUACUGUCUGGUAAAGCUUUCAUCAAGACUAAAUGAAGGCGUUUUUCUCUGACAUCUCGGGAGGAAGAAACUACAGAGACCAGACAUUUGCUGCACCCAAAUGGUCAGCUUUUCCCUUUUUUUUUCAAACAUAGAAGAAAUUUGAACGUUUCGUGGGAACAUCAUUGACCUCCAUGAUCCACGCCCUUACCCUGGACAGUGGGAGUCUUUUCCCUGACUCUUGAGUCAGUUUUGACUUCCAGCAGUCGUAGUCCAGAUUAAGGGUGUCAUCCUGUCUCAAGAUCCAUAUCAAAGAUAUCAGAAUGGCAGAGAAACUCAACCUUCCAAAAAAUACUGAUGACUGGACUAAAGAGGACGUAAACCUGUGGUUACAAAGCCAUAAGAUUGACCAAAAGCACCGGGAAACCUUGAUGGCACAAGAUGUGAGUGGAGCAGUCUUGAAGUGGUUAAAUAAAAACAAUCUUAUUGAAAUGGGCCUAACCCAUGGACCAGCUAUCCAAAUAGAAGAGCUAUUCAAAGAAUUGCAGAAAGCAUCUUCAAAACAUUCUACUCAGACAUCUAAGGGGAAAAAGGGUAACAAAAUGACUCCUAAAACACAGACAGAAAGUAGAGAGACUUCAAAGCAAAACCAAAGGAGUGAAGAGAAUGCAGAUAAGGCUGAUGCCUCUACAGUGAGGCCAGAGACUAAAGGGUCUAAAUCAGAAAAAAGAAAUGAGCUGAUGGAAGACAAGACAGAGCAACAGGGUGAACAGUCACCUCCAGGACCAACAUGUGUUGCAUACCCUUUCAAUGAAUUCAGUAAUCCAUAUCGUUACAAAUUACAUUUCAUCCUACAGCCUGAAACAGGGCCGCUUAAUCUCAUCGACCCAGUACAUGAAUUCAAAGCCUUCACAAACACAGAAACAGCCACAGAAGUGGACAUUAAGAUGAAAUUUAGCAAUGAGACUUUCCGGUUUGCUUCAGCUUGUAUGAAUUCACGUACUAACGGCACCAUUCAUUUUGGAGUCAAAGACAAGCCCCAAGGAAAAAUUGUUGGCGUGGAACUAACCAUGGUCACUAAAGACGCCCUAAUUGACCACUUCAAUCUGAUGAUAGACCGGUAUUUUGAGGUCCAUCAGGUCCAACAAGCAAAGAAGUGUAUCCGAGAGCCAAGAUUUGUGGAAGUUUUAUUGCCAAACAGUACUCCAUCCAACAGAUUUGUUAUUGAGGUAGAUGUCAUACCACAAUACUCUGAAUGCAGAGAAGACUUUUUCCAGAUCAAAAUGCAACAUCUUAAGACCCAAACAUGGCAACCAAGUUCAAAGUACUCAGUCUUUGUGCGAGAUGGGCCCAAAAGUAAGGAUAUCAUAGGGAAUAAGGUUGAUUUCAAAGCCUUUAAGUUAGACUUAAAAGCAGUGACAGAGUCUAGGAAAGAAGCAGAAGCAAAAUGCAAAGUAAAACCCGACGGAAACAAGGGCGAGGGACAGAAGCUAAUUGAACUGUUGACAGGAAACCAGGACCUGUUAGAUAACUCAUACUAUGAAUGGUACAUACUUGUCACAAAUAAAUGCCAUCCUGAUCAAAACAAUCACUUAGACUUCCUAAAGGAAAUUAAAUGGUUUGCUGUGUUGGAGUUUGAUCCUGAAUCUGAGAGCAAAGGUGUAGUCAAGGCUUUCAAAAGAAGCCGAGUAGCAAAUCUCCACUUUCCAAGCCAAUUUAUGGAAGGAAAAAAUACAUUGAAUGAGAGAAUUUCCAGUCUGAAUCUUUACCAGCAACCCAGCUGGAUUUUCUGCAAUGGCAGGUUAGACCUUGAGAGUGAGAAAUACAAACCCUUAGAUCCAAUUUCUUGGCAAAGAGAAAGAGCUUCUGAGGUCAGGAAGCUGAUUUCAUUUCUUACACAUGAUGACAUAAUGCCCAAAGGGAGAUUCCUGGUAAUAUUUUUAUUACUGUCCCCGGUGGAUGACCCAAGAGACCCUCUUAUUGAGACUUUCUGUGCUUUCUAUCAGGAUCUUAAAGGAAUGGAAAAUAUACUGUGUAUUUGUGUACACCCAGACAUAUAUCAGGUAUGGAAAGACCUUCUUGAAGCAAGGCUAUCAAGACAGCAAGAUGAAAUAUCAAGCCAAAGCAUUUCUACUUUAAAUAUUGCAGAGAUAAAUGGCACUAUUCUUAAGUUAAAAUCUUUAACUCAGUCUUCAACGCGAUUCUUGCCAUCUGUUGGUUCAUCUACAGUCCUUCUGAAAAGGGAAGAAGAAGUCAUGACUGCCUUGGAAAUUCUCUGUGAGAAUGAAUGUGAAGGUACACUCUUGGAAAAAGACAAAAAGAAAUUACUUGAAUUCAAGACAUCCAAAGAGGAAGACUUCUACAGGGGUGGUAAAGUAUCCUGGUGGAACUUCUACUUCUCUUCUGAGAACUAUUCUUCAUCAUUUGUGAAAAGAGAUAAAUAUGCAAAACUUGAAAAAAAAAUUCAAGAAUGGGCAGAUUCUUCUCAACCAGUUUGUGCAAGAAUUAUCCAUCUCUAUCAUCAUCCAGGCUGUGGAGGAACUACUUUGGCCAUGCAUAUUCUCUGGGAGCUAAGAAAGAAAUUCAGAUGUGCUGUGCUGAAAAAUAAGACAGAGGAUUUCUCAGAAAUCGGGGAACAGGUGACUAAUUUAAUCACCUAUGGAGCAACGAGCCAUCAAGAGUACUUACCUGUGCUGCUUCUUGUUGAUGAUUUUGAGGAACAAGAUAACGUCUACCUUCUUCAGUCCUCCAUUCAAACUGCUGUUGCUAACAAACAUAUUAGAUAUGAGAAGCCUCUGGUGAUCAUUAUAAAUUGUACAAGGUCACAAAAUCCUGAGAAAAGUGCAAAGACCCCAGACAGUGUUGCUCUAGUACACCAACUGUCUGACAAAGAGCAGAGAGCAUUUGAGCUUAAAUUGAAAGAAAUCAAAGAACAGCAUGAAAAAUUUGAAGAUUUUUAUUCUUUUAUGAUCGUGAAAACAAGCUUUAACAGAGAGUAUAUAGAAAAUGUGGUCAGGAACAUUCUGAAAGGGCAAAAUGUCACCACCAAGGAAGCAAAGCUCUUUGCUUUUCUGGCUCUUCUUAACACAUAUGUACCUGACACUACCAUUUCCCUCUCACAGUGUGAGCAUUUCCUAGGAAUCUCAAACAAGAAGGCUUUCUGGGGAACAGAAAAGUUUGAAGACAAGAUGGGUACCUACUCUACAAUUCUAAUCAAAUCAGAGGUGAUAGAAUGCGGGAGCUACUAUGGAGUGCGCAUCAUUCACCAUGAGAUUGCCACUGCCUCACUGGAAGAAUUGAAGAGAAGCUACAACUUGAACAAAAGUAAAAUCGUGAUGGAUAUGCUCACAGAAAAUUUGUUCUAUGACACAGGUAUAGGAAAAGACAAGUUUUUCCAAGACAUGCAAACACUUUUGCUCACAAGACAGCGUGAUGAGCAUGAAGGUGAGACAAGGAACUUGUUCUCCCCAUUCAUCGAAGCAUUACAUAAAGAAGAAGGAAAUGAUGCAGUUAAAGAUGUAUUACUUGAAGCUAAUCGUAGGUUCAACCCCAAUGCAUUCAUUUGCCAAGCCUUAGCAAGACAUUUCUACCUUAAAGAGAAGGACUUUACAAAUGCUCUUUUUUGGGCAAAACAAGCAAGAAAGAUACAACCUGAUAAUUCCUACAUCUCAGAUACACUAGGUCAAGUCUACAAAAGUAAAAUAAGAUGGUGGAUAGUUGACAAUGUAAGAAAUGGGACUAUCUCAGUUGAUGAUCUAACUGAUCUGUUAGAUUUAGCUGUGCAUGCAUCCAAUGCUUUCAAAGAUUCUCAACACCAAACUGAAGAUAGAGAGUAUGAAGGGAAAGAAAGGAUGCAUCAGAAGUCUAAAAGGAGGUAUGAUACUUACAACAUAGCUGGUUAUCUAGGGGAGAUAGAAGUGGGACUCUUCACUAUCCAGAUCCUCCAACUCAUUCCUUUCUUUGACAACAAAAAUGAACUAUCUAAACGAGAUAUGAUCAACUUUAUAUCAGGAAAAUGUGAUAUCCCAGGGAACCUAAAUGAAUUUAAGUCAGCACUCAAGAAUUUUAUUCCUUAUCUAACUAACCUGAAGUCUUCUUUGAAGAGAUCCUUUGACUUUUUUGAUGAUUACUUUGUCCUUCUAAAACCCAGAAACAAUAUAAAGCAAUAUGAAGAGGCUAAAAGUCGGAGAAAGGUAGGUUUAUACUUUAAGAUGUAUGUAGAAAUAUUUGGCCCCGUGGAAGAAUCACAAAAUCAAAACUUUAGAUCAAAGCUCAGUCUACCACUUCAAGUAGAAAAGACUCGGAGAAGCCUAGAAGCUUUAAAAGCAGACAAGUUUUCUGGACUCUUAGAAUAUCUUAUCAAAAGUCCAAAAGAUGCUGUGGGUUCCAUGGAAGACAUAGUGAACAAAUACACUUCCCUUCUUGAGCAAGGUGUUAUCAAAACCCAGCAAAAGGAAAAGCAAAAUUUCAUCUUGGCCAACAUCAUCCUCUCUUGUAUUAACCCUACCUCCAAAUUAGUGCAACCACUGAAAAGACUGAAAGAGCAGCUUCGAGAGAUCCUGCAAUCAAUUGGACCGAAUUACCAGUUUUCAGAACCUUAUUUCCUAGCUUCUCUUUUAUUUUGGCCAGAAACCCAAAACCUAGAUCAAGAUUCUAAACAAAUGGAAAAGUAUGCUUGGGCACUUGAAAAUUCUUUCAGGGGGCAAUAUAAACGCAUGUAUCGCACAAAGCAACCAAUUGCAUAUUUCUUUCUUGGGAAAGGCAGCAAUAGAAACAGACUUAUCCACAAAGGGAAAAUUGAUGAAAAUUUCGAAAAAGUAUCUGAUAUUAAUUCUUGGUGGCAUAGUGGAAAAGUAUGGGAAGAGGAAAAAGUUCAGGACCUUUUGAAUCGUUUACAGGGACGAGCUGAAAACAACAAUUUAUACAUAGAGUAUGGAAUCAAUGAAAAAAUCACAAUACCAAUUUCACCUGCUCACUUAGGUCAACUUAGAAGUGGGAGGAGCAUAGAAAAGGUGUCUUUUUAUCUAGGGUUUUCCAUUGGAGGCCUUCUUGCUUAUGACAUUAAAACUGUUUAAGAUCUUGAGUUUCUUUAUCUAGAAAUGUGGUUUUAGUAUCAUCUUUUUUUCUUUAAUUUGCUUAUAGAUAUAAUUCAGUAAUUUGUGUAGUGGGAAUGGGAGUAGUCGAAGAAAAGUAAGAUUGAACUUCAGGCUAUUUCUGUACAAUGGGUACAUAGAAUCCUUUUUACUUUUCCCUCUGUAUAACCAUGUUGUCAAGAAAUUACUCUAAAAUAUCCACAAAAUAAAAUGAAGCCAAAAUAU
This is a messenger RNA of Myodes glareolus (Bank vole), 5431 nucleotides long. The record is from RefSeq and is a predicted model, not a curated record. NCBI's taxonomy places the organism in Eukaryota, Metazoa, Chordata, Mammalia, Rodentia, Cricetidae.